AUGGUUUCUGAUUCAAUCUCUGCCGCUCCGAUUCCUUCCGCCGCAAACACUAAGAACCCAGGCAAGAAGAAGAGGACCAACAGGUCUGCGAAAUUGAAGCAGUAUAAGAUUGAUGCGCGUCGCGAACAAUGGUUAUCUCAAGGUGCUGCAAAGAAUAAGGGGUGUAAGGAUGGAGUGGAGGAUGAUAUCCAUCUGCCGUCGUCGCCUAUGGGUAAACGUGGAAAACAGGAAUUGGAGAAAGUGGAAACGAGGCGGAGAGGUGAGGAGGAUGUGAUCCAUCAAGACAGUGAUUCGGAAUCGCCGUCGAACAGUCCUAUCAGUCCGAAUUGUAGUGUUUUAUGUGGUGGGACUGAUUCUGGGACGAAUUUCACGGGUAGUAGCAGCGGUGGGAGCAGCAGUAGUAGUUCUAGCAGUGGUGGGUGUUUCUCUGGGAAUGUUACGGAAGAGGAAGAGGAUAAUAAUGAUGAAGAGGUAGAAGAAGAUGAUGGAUGCUUGGAUGAUUGGGAGGCUGUGGCAGAUGCUUUAGCCGCUGAUGACAAGCACAAAACGUCUUCACAUGAUGAACCUGUUGUGGAAACGGAUUUAUCUCGUGAGUUGACUCAUGGUUCAAGUUUAGGAUAUCCAAAUUCCAAUCCAGGUAGUGCUGGGAUGGUUCCUUGGGGCUCUGGCAAUGGUAGAGCUUGGAGGGUGGAUGAUGCUCUUCGCCCCCAGACAUUGCCCAAUCUUUCAAAACAAUAUAGUAUGCCGAAUCCAGACCGGCGUUUUGGAGGAGGGGGCCCUUGGUCUCGCCUUUCUGUACCAUCCCCUUGUCCAAUUUGUUGUGAGGAUCUCGAUCUAACGGACACAAGUUUUCUUCCGUGCAAUUGUGGUUUUCGGCUUUGUCUCUUUUGCCACAAGAGGAUUCUUGAGCAGGAUGCUCGUUGUCCCGGGUGCAGGAAGCAAUAUGAGUGUGAACCUGUUGAGACAGAGGCAAGUGUGCAUGGAGGUAGCCUUACUCUUCGGUUGGCUCGAUCUGUUAGUAUGAUCGAAAGGUCUUGA
This is a messenger RNA of Vicia faba (fava bean), 1038 nucleotides long. The record is from the annotation of a GenBank genome assembly. Lineage: Eukaryota; Viridiplantae; Streptophyta; Magnoliopsida; Fabales; Fabaceae.